Molecule: messenger RNA, 384 nt
Organism: Didymodactylos carnosus
Lineage: Eukaryota; Metazoa; Rotifera; Eurotatoria; Philodinida; Philodinidae
Source: the annotation of a GenBank genome assembly
AAAUAUAGACAAGAAUUUUUUGAUUUAUUGGAUCGUUUUUCAAAUGCUGGUCUUAUACAUUAUGAUCAAUCAACAUUGGAUAAAGAUUGUGUCUAUUUUUUGGGACGUGAUUGUUAUGAACAUUUAGAUAUACAAGAUCGUCUAGAUGUUUUUCUUCUACAUCAAAAACAUUUAUAUAAAUGUUUAUGUAAACAAUUUAUUGAACUUUUAUUUGAAUCAAUUGAAAUAUUUAUUCAAACAUUUCUUAAAAUGAAUCAAAAUGAUAAUUCAUCAAUAACAAAUAAACGUAAAGUAACAACGGCAUCAAUCGAUGAUAUAUUUGAAAAUGAAAUUAUUAAUCAGAUUAAACAUGAUUCACUCAGACUAAUAGUUUGUUGGUUAUAA